GGUAUUUCUAUGGCUCUGCACAAUGUGCGGCAGGCAUCUUUGAAAAUGAAUGUAACUUGCUUUAUGCUUGCGUUGUUGGAAAGAAACAGUCUUUAUAACACCGGUGUUCAUACACCUUGCGCCAGCAUACGAGUUGCCUAAAGUACGUUAUUUUGUGGAUGGUUAUUUUUGGUAAUUUGGACAACCCAUUUUGCCAUUUCCCAUUUAUGACCAGUGGUUUAAACAUAACAUUCCUUUUAAUUUGCCUAUUUCCAGUGGAGUAAAUAACACGUGAACAUUGUAAACAUAUACACUGGCUACAUUGAAUGGACAGUAUUGUUUUAGCAAAGCUACGAAAAUCCAUCAAGGCAAGAUGUAGGAAUUCUCAAAGGAAUUUAAACUCAUUCAUUUGGAAUGUAUGGGCAGUAUCAGUGGGAAUCAAACCUUCAUUUUUGGUGGAUAUAUUCAUUCACAAAGGUGAAGAAAUGGUUAAAGUUCUUGCAAUAUUAAACAAAUAUAGUACAGAUUUCUGUUUUGUUAACUGCGUGGUGAUGGAGUUACAUAACGGUGAAUUGUUUAUGUUGAACACGGAUGCUUUACAAAAACAUAUCUGCAACCCAGGUGGAAAAGUACCGGUUCAUUUUAUUGACAUUAGCAACAAGCUAAAAUACCCGUGUUGCAUUACAACUUCUGAUUCCAACUACUCAAACAUAGAGUUAGUAUAUAAAGAAGCUAAAAAAAUCCUCCUAAGUUGUUUUGAAGAAGUACGGACACAAAAAAGCUCUUCAGACAACAAUUCCUGUUCAGAUAUACCACAUAUUGUUAUGAAAGAAUUGAAAUGCAACCUCACUACUUUAUAUGGGGUGUUAUUGGGUUACCCUGUUGUGUAUUGGUUCAAUUCAACUGAACACUGCCUGGAUAUGGCUCCACUUAAUGUUUGCAAAGUGUCUUUGAAAAAUAAAGGCAGUGAUAAAGCUACCAGCGAUGUUUUAUGUGAAGAAAUCUAUUCAUUUUCUUACCCCUCGUCAUUAGAGCAUACAUUUUUAGGUUUUUAUAAUAUUUGGAAAGAAAAAUUAACUUUAGAAACUGAAUGUAGAAGUAAAAAUGUGGAUUUAUCAUUUUUUACUUCUAAAAUAACUUUGCCUUCCAUUGUAUUAUAAAAUGAGGAAAAAUUAGAAAAAUCUAUGCCGGAAAAUUUUUAACAUUUAUAUUUUAUAUAUACAUAUAGUGCUCAUUAAGUAGGCUGUACAAUGUUUAACUUUCAUUGGAACACAUUUCUGCAUUUGACAAGAAAGAUACACAUCCACAUUGGCAGGAGAUGUCAGAGUACUCGUUCAAAUGAAACAAUUUCAAACAGUGCAAGUUGGUCCACAAUGUUAAUGACCGCAGGGUUUACUUGUUGUUUUGUUUCCAUCCUUGAUGAUAAAGUUGUAACUUACACAAUGGUCAGUGGUUCCUCUAUGCAGCCUUGCUUAAAUCCGAUUGGUUCAAAAUGCAACGACAGAGUCCUGAUUGACAGAUCACCAAAACGAAACUUUAAAAAACUAAAGAGAGGUGAACUAGUUAUAUACAGAACAACGCGUAAUCCUGACGAGGUGAAUAUCAAGAGGUUGGUAGCACUAGAAGGCGACACAGUGACGACACUCGGCUACAAAAACCGGUCCGUACUGGUUCCAACCGGUCACUGCUGGGUGGAAGGCGACAACCACAGGUUUAGCGACGACAGUAACGUUGUGGGGCCGGUCCCACUCGGUUUAAUUAGUGGCCGUGCAACCCAUAUUAUCUACCCUCCUUCUCGCUGGGAGAGCAUAUGUCGCCGAUUUCCACAUUCUCGCGUCAAAUUGAAUCCUUGCGAGGAAGACACCGUGAGCCAUCUACCGGACGUUAUAUGUGGAAUUAGCUGACCACUAAGUUGCGACGAAAUUUUCUAUUUUCAUGCAUUUUUUAGCGCAAUUACGACAAAACUCCAAUAAAAUAUUAAUACACUGUU
This is a messenger RNA of Ciona intestinalis (vase tunicate), 1969 nucleotides long. Its product is annotated as mitochondrial inner membrane protease subunit 2-like. Lineage: Eukaryota; Metazoa; Chordata; Ascidiacea; Phlebobranchia; Cionidae. Gene Ontology annotation, cellular component: mitochondrial inner membrane peptidase complex; membrane. The record is from RefSeq and is a predicted model, not a curated record. Gene Ontology annotation, molecular function: serine-type endopeptidase activity.